Molecule: messenger RNA, 1535 nt
Organism: Ictidomys tridecemlineatus (thirteen-lined ground squirrel)
Lineage: Eukaryota; Metazoa; Chordata; Mammalia; Rodentia; Sciuridae
Source: RefSeq, a predicted model, not a curated record
GUCCAUUUUCUCAAAGGAUGGAAACACCUGCUUGUUUACGUGGUCGAUUUGCAUGAACACAAGAAUCAAUAUACAAAGCUUCAACUUGAAAAUUCCACAUUAAAAGUCAAAGUAAAAAAAAUCUGUCAGAGAAAAUUGAACAGCUACAGAAAAAACUAUUGAGAACAAAUAUGCCUGGAGAUGAUAAAAAAUUAAGUAAACUUGUUACGUUAAAUCAAUCUUUGGAAUAUGCUUUGGAUCAAGAAAAGAAAAAAAGUGGAGAAUUAGAAACAAUGCUAAGAGGAUUGAGGACAGAAAAGAAGUUAAAUAAAUAUAAAUAUGAAGAGCAUGGUUUCAAUGGAGAUUUGAAAGCCAGUGAAAUUGAAAGCCAAAAGGAGUUUUUAUGUAGGAAAAUGAUUCAAGAGCAAGUUCAAAAACUAAAAGAAGAUAAAAAGGAAUUGGAGCAGGAGGUAACAAAACUAAAAAGUCAUAUGGAAAGAAACAUUGAAGGACAAUUAGGAAAAUAUAAAAAAGAACUUGAAGAACAUUUUAAUAAUGAAUUACAAACAUCCUUAAAACAAAUCAAUCUAUUUUUACAGAAAGAAACAGAACAUCGAGAUCAUUUAUUUGAGUUAAGAGAAACCCAAAGAAAUGAGAUGGAACUCAGAAUUAAAGAUCUGGAAUCUGAAGUCUCUCAAAGUAGAACCCAAAACAAUUCUACCAAAACAGAACUGGAAAAAUUCAAACAACUCUAUCUAGAAGAACAUUUACUUAGAAAAUCAUUGUCAAGUGAACUAAAUGAUCUUUGCAGAGCCAUUGAGAUGCUAGAAGAAACCAAUAACAGACUUCUGGUGAUACAGCAGAAUAGCACUGGGAACUCAAGGCCUAUUGGAGAGGGUCCUCUUGAAAGAAAUCUUCAUAGCAACUUGGGACUCAACAGAAAUUUUAUGCCAAGAGAAAUGCCUAUCUCAUACCCACAAUCUUCAUGUAAAACCUUGAAGAAAUAUCUAACUAAGGAAUUAUGGGGGCUGUGAGGGUGGAACUUUCUUACAUCUGCAUCAUUCAGUGCCCCCUGUGGAAACAUCAAUUUCUGAGGACAUGGUUUGAAAACUACCAGCUAUGAGGGAAUUCUUCUAAUGAGCUUAAAGUUCAUGGUACAUUGGUCUACUGUUUUUAUGAUUUAGAUAUGAGGUGUCUCCCAGAUCUUGUGUGAAACAAUGCAAGAGUGUUUACAGGUGACUGGGUUUUCAAAGCCUUACCUAAUCAGUACAUUAAUCCACUAAUAAGGAUUAACUUGGUGCUAACCAUAGACAGGUAGGUUAUGGCUGGAGGAAGGUGGGUCUUUGGGGUAGUGCCUUUGCAGUUUAUAUUUUGUCCUUGGCAAAUGGAGUCUCAGCUUCCUGGUUCCCCGUUCUCAGCUGCUUCCCUCCACCAUACCCUUCCACCAUGAUGUGUUGCCUCACUUUGAGCUCCAAAGGAUGAACCCAGCUAACUAAGGAUUGAGAUCUCUGAAAAUAUGUAUCCCAGAAUAAACUUUUUCCUCUUUAAAAUUGUUC